This is a messenger RNA of Astyanax mexicanus (Mexican tetra), 3070 nucleotides long. RefSeq names its product peptidylprolyl isomerase G (cyclophilin G) (gene ppig). Lineage: Eukaryota; Metazoa; Chordata; Actinopteri; Characiformes; Acestrorhamphidae. The transcript is spliced from 13 exons. Gene Ontology annotation, biological process: protein folding; protein peptidyl-prolyl isomerization. The record is from RefSeq and is a predicted model, not a curated record. Gene Ontology annotation, cellular component: nucleus. Bases 245 to 2629 code for a protein of 794 amino acids. Gene Ontology annotation, molecular function: peptidyl-prolyl cis-trans isomerase activity.
GCAGCGGGCUCCCUCAGAGCGCCAUCUUCUGAAAGGCUCGCCGUGUGAAGGGGAGAGGGAGUUUCCAGGCUGCUGUUUUACCGUUUCUGGGUUUUAUAUGAUCUCUGUGUUCCGUUCAGCUCCAGCCUCGGUUUAACCUCCCGUCAGUGAGCGUGUUUACCGGAGCUGAGCGCGGCGGGGCGGCGCUGGCGGGCUGUGUGUGAGCGCGGGUAUAUAGAGCGGGUCAGGCGGAGGCCUCGGAACCAUGGGGGUGAAGCCGCAGCGUCCUCGCUGCUUCUUUGAUAUCGGCAUCAGCAAUACGCUGGCUGGACGUGUUGUCAUUGAGCUUUUCGCUGAUGUAUGUCCCAAGACAUGUGAAAACUUCCGUUGUCUAUGCACAGGUGAAAGGGGGGUUGGAAAAACAACCCAAAAACCUUUGCACUACAAGGGAUGCCUGUUUCACAGGAUAGUGAAGGACUUCAUGAUACAAGGAGGAGACUUCAGUGAAGGAAAUGGCAGGGGAGGUGAAUCCAUUUAUGGAGGCUUCUUUGAAGAUGAGAGCUUCUCUGUCAAACAUAACAAGGAGUUCCUGCUGUCUAUGGCAAACAGAGGCAAAGACACCAAUGGCUCACAGUUUUUUAUAACUACAAAACCUACUCCUCAUCUGGAUGGAAUUCAUGUGGUGUUUGGUCAGGUGAUCUCAGGCCAGGACGUGAUCCAGGUGAUUGAGAGUCAGAAGACGGACGCUAAUAGCCGACCCUACGCCGAGGUCAAGGUGCUUAAUUGUGGAGAGCUCAUCCCCAAAUCCAAAGCUAAGAAAGAGAAGAAAAAGAAGAAGCAGCAGUCAUCCAGUGAGAGCAGUGAUUCUUCAGCUUCCUCCUCAGACUCCUCUUCUGAAUCUGAAGAGUUGGACAAGGAGGAUAAGAAGCAGAAGAAGAAACAUAAGAAGGAGCAAAAGAAGAAAAAGAAGGAGCAGAAACACAAGAAGAAGAAGGAGAAAAGUUCUGAUCAUGAAGAAGCAGAAGAGGCAGAGCCCCAGCAGCCGCUUUCCACAAUUCGUCCAGAGGAAGUUCCUCCUAUCCCAGAAAAUCGUUUCCUUAUGCGACGGAGUCCCCAGCAACAGCCGCCCAAAGAGGAGGAAGAAAAAGAAAAACUGAAAGACGGUUCUGAGAAAGAACGUCAAAGAGAAAAAGAACGAGAAAGGGAGAGAGAAAGGGAUGGACCCGUGGUGAACUCACGUCAGAAUCGAACACGACUGGUGAUGACCAGAUCAGGACGAAGAAUUAAGGGAAGAGGACCCAGGCGUUACCGGACUCCAUCUCGGUCUCGUUCUCGCUCGUGGGACAGGUUUCGGCGAAGUGAAACCCCUCCGCACUGGAGACAGGAAAUGCAACGAACACAGAAGGCCAAACCGAACACACAGGCCACACAGGAUCGCUGGAUAAAAGGAGACAAAGGUGACAUGUCUGAGGAUAAGGCAGAUGCUGCUGAGUCAAAGGAGAAAGAGAAACCCAACACAGACAGAGAGAAAAAGAAUUCUGAGAGAGAAAAGAAAGAGAGCAAGCGAAACAAGUCGAGGAGUCCGUCUAAGGGACGAGAGAGGAAAAGUGGCAGACAUCGCUCCAAGAGCAGGGAGAGAGAUGGACGGAAAAAGGCGGACGGAGAAACUGAAAAGAGAAGAGGGAGGAGUCGCAGCAAGAGCAAAGAGAGGAAAGGAGAGAGGGAACACAAACGCAGCAAAACCGAUGAGAAAAGGGACCGGUCGAGCAGCAAAGACAGGAAUGAAAAGGACAAAGAUGCUAAAGAGAAGGAGAAAAAAGAAAAAGAACGAGAGAAGAGCAAAAGCAAAGAGAGAUCCAAAAAGACUGAAAGUGAUGGAAAGGAGAAAGAAAAGCAAAGAGGGGAAGAUGGGAAGAAACAUCGGGAAAGUGAGAAAGAACGUGAAAAAUCUCGAAGCCGAGAAAGAGAACGAGACCGUGAUGCCAAGCGGAAGUCUAAGUCUAAAUCUAGGUCCCGAUCGAGAGGGCGUGGCCAGAGAGGUUCACGUGAACGAGGGAGGGAUAAACGACAGAGCAGCAGCAGUCGAGACAGGAAAUCUAGAAAAUCGAGAAGCAGAGAGCGAGAAAGUGGUCGAGAGCGGCAAAGAGGUGGAGAGGAGAGAAAGGAAGAGAAAAGGAAGAAUAAUGAAGAAAGCAAGGAGACCAGAGGGAGGGAACGAAGCAGAGACAGCAGAGAUGCUAGAGGUAGAGACGGUAGCAGAGACACCAAAAGGAGAGAUGGAAGCAGUGAAGUCAGGAGGAGAGAUGGAAGCAGAGACAACAGGGGCAGAGACGAACGUAAAGAGACCAAAGAUGGAAAUGAAGACCGAAACACCAGAGGGAGAGAUAGAAACUCUAAAGAGCAGUCCAGCCACAAACGCGGAAGCAAAGACGGGACUGACCAGCACGGCGGAGACAAAGAAAGGCGACGAAGGAGGAGCAGCAGCAAGAGCAGUGACUCGGACAGCGACAGAGAUAAACAUAAGAAAAGAACGAGGAGUGAGAGCCCCAAAUCCAGGAAAAAGAAUUCUGAAAAAUCGCGCAGCCCCAGGAGAGAUAGAAAUCAUCACAGAAAUCAGAAAAAGGACUCCAGCUCCAGUGACAGCGAAUGACCAUCCUGUUCUGAUUUCUCUGCUUAAAGGAACAUUUGAGGGUUUUUUUUUUCUUUCUUUCUUUUUUCAAACUGAUGUCCAUCUCUCACAUCUGUAGGAUAUUGGUUUGAUAUCGAUUGCCACAGAUACGUUUUCCCCUUUUAUCCUGUGCUUUACGCAAGACAACUCUCUCUCAAAAACAUGGAGAGGUACUUUACUUUGGAUUGGACGUCAAUGGAAAGGUACUUUAACAACUGUGGCUGUUGGAUUUUGUGGUAAAUUACCAUGUGCUACAGAUGUAGAAGAUGAUGAUUAGGUAAAAAAUAAUAAUAAAAUAAAAAGUGACCCAAUCCUUCACCUCUAAACAGUUGACAUGCUGAGGCCCACCAUAAGAACGGUUAAGAAGGCUGUUUCUCCCUGGCAUUUACAUCAAUAUUUUUUUUUUUUUAUUGACUUGCGAAC